AUGGGAGACCUGGCUUCACCUCUGUGGUUGACUGACCAAAAGGUUGGGCCAUCUGCGAUCGACAUCGCGUCAUCGAAUGAUUUCAUCUUGGAGCGCGAAUUGCAAGAGGUCAGAUCGACACGACGUAACAACCAUUAUCACCAAUUUAUGUGCCGUGCAUUACGGGUACAGAGACAUGUGAUGAUACCUUAUAUUGGGAAUGCGAGGUUGUUACGGGAUACAGCUGCAAAGGCAGUGUCGCAUAGGGAUACGGUGGAUGUUCUUGAGCGCCUUGACAAGCAAAUUGCCUUGCUUGAGGAGCAACUGGGUAAUGCUUUAGUCAGACAUGACAGCUAA
Molecule: messenger RNA, 336 nt
Organism: Penicillium angulare
Lineage: Eukaryota; Fungi; Ascomycota; Eurotiomycetes; Eurotiales; Aspergillaceae
Exons: 1
Coding region: 1-336 (111 amino acids)
Source: RefSeq, a predicted model, not a curated record